This is a messenger RNA of Thermochaetoides thermophila DSM 1495, 744 nucleotides long. RefSeq lists its product as uncharacterized. The coding region runs from base 1 to 744 and encodes 247 amino acids. The transcript is spliced from 2 exons. Gene Ontology annotation, cellular component: cytoplasm. The record is from RefSeq and is a predicted model, not a curated record. Gene Ontology annotation, biological process: N-acetylglucosamine metabolic process. NCBI's taxonomy places the organism in Eukaryota, Fungi, Ascomycota, Sordariomycetes, Sordariales, Chaetomiaceae.
AUGACAGCAACAACAAAUUCCCCGGAACAAAAGCCGCAAAACCACCAAACCUCAACCCCUCCCCCAUCAUCGGAAAAGGAAGAGAAGCUUCCCUACUGGCAAGUCAACGUACCGCCGCAUCUACGGACUGAAACCUGCCCUGACUUCCUCCGUGACGUAUCCCCCAAAGAUCGGGGCAUCCUCAGCACCCCAGACAGCUCCUACCGGCUGGACACAUGGGAGGACGUCCGGGAGCGUGUACGCCGCAACCAGCUGGACCGCUUCCAGCGCGUGCCGUCCGAGCUGCGUCGGUACCUGGCCUUUACUUGGAGGUUGCGCAAGGAGUAUGGAAGCGUAAUGCGGUACGUGCUGGAGAAACGGCUCGGAUGGAGGGAGCCGGUUGUGGCCCGUGGCAAGGGGCCGUUUGAGGAUGAGUCUGAUUUCAAAGUGCUGAGAAACGACUGGCCUUAUGGGGUGGAUCCCAAAAUUGUGCAUCUGGUGGUGUGGACAAAGUUUCCACUGGAGGAGGACCCGAAGACCGAAGACUUGACGGAUCAGGCGAGGGCACAGGUCGACGCCUGGGUGAACAAAGUGUUUGUGGAAAGGGUUGGAAAAGAUCGCGUUGUCUGGUUCAAAAACUGGAUGUGGCUCAAGUCGGUCAAGACUGUUGAGCAUUUCCAUGUCAUGUUGUACGACCCCGAUCCAGAGUUCGUUAGGGAUGUUACCAAUGGUGACGUUCCGCUUUGCGAGCGGGAAGAGUGGUGA